Molecule: messenger RNA, 2988 nt
Organism: Setaria italica (foxtail millet)
Lineage: Eukaryota; Viridiplantae; Streptophyta; Magnoliopsida; Poales; Poaceae
Product: disease resistance protein RPM1
Exons: 2
Coding region: 180-2633 (817 amino acids)
Biological process (GO): defense response to other organism
Molecular function (GO): ADP binding; ATP hydrolysis activity
Source: RefSeq, a predicted model, not a curated record
GCCUUCCUAGCAGCUCUCCUACUGCAAAAUAUUACGCGCAUCCGGCCUGGACACUAUCACCAGGACUAGGCGACGAAGACUUGGUGCUCUGCAAAGUCCACGCCCAUCCUCUCCGGCGAGCGCGGCGGCGAGGGCGCGCGCGAAUCGAGAUCCGGGGCAGGCCGACCCGCGCCGGCGAGAUGGACAUCGUGGUGGGCGCCCUCUCGGGCAUGGUGGACGCGCUGCCGGGGAAGCUAGGCGAGCUGCUGGAGCAGGAGUACGCGCUGCUCGCCGGCGUCCGCGACGACGUCCGCUUCCUCCAGACCGAGCUCGGCAGCAUGCGCGCCGCCAUCCGCCACUGCGAGUCCCUCGAUCACCACGACGCCCAGACCACGGGGUGGGUCGGCAAGGUCCGCGAGGUCGCCUACGACAUCGAGGACUGGGUUGACCUCUUCGCCGUCCGCGUCGACGGCGGCGCCCCGCCCGCCACCGGGGUCCGCGCCUGGUUCCGCCGCGUCUGGGAUAAGUUCACGGCGCUCCCGGCCCGCCACACAAUCGCCGGCGAGCUCCAGGGCCUCAAGGAGCGCGUCCUUGAGAUCAGCGACCAGCGGAAGCGCUACAGCCUAGGCGGGAUGGUUGGCACCCCCGCGCAAGCUCCCCUUGAUCCCCGGCUGUCUGCGCUCUUCGUCGACACCAACAGCCUCGUCGGCUUCGGCGAGAAAGUGGAGGAUGUGUCCAGGCUUGUCAUGGAUGCCGGCAGGACUGAGCUGAAAAUCGUCUCCAUUGUGGGGAUGGCCGGAUCCGGGAAGACGACGCUCGCCAAUGCAGUGUACCGGCGUCUUCAAGCGCAGACGCAGGACAACUUCAAUUGCUCCGCUUUCGUCUCCAUCGGACCCAAGCUGGACAUGGUCAGUAAGACAGUCAGAAAUAUGCUCUCACAAUUCGGUGACCGGCACCGAGGUGGCCAGGACAUUAACCAACUCAUUACGAGUGUCAGAGAAAUACUGACGAAUAAGAGGUACCUCAUUGUGGUUGAUGAUCUAUGGAGCAGCGAACAAUGGGCAACAAUUAAGUGUUGUUUUCCGGAGAACGGUCUUGGUAGUAGGAUAAUCACCACAACAAGGAAUGGCGCAUUGCCAACAGAUGGUUAUUCCUGUCCAAGCAAAUUUGUUCACGAGAUCAGCCCCCUCAGUGACACGGACGCCAAGCAAUUGUUUCUGAAGAAAGCUUUCAGCAAUGGGAAUGUUUGUCCUCCACAUCUGGAGGACGUUUUUAAUCAGGUUAUGAGAAGAUGUUGUGGUCUGCCACUUGCUGUAGUUACCGUAGCUGCCAAAUUAGCACACAAGCACUCAAGAGACGAAUGGGAGAAGCUUGGUUUGAACCUUCUAUACAGUUCUCAUUCAGAUGGAUCAGAUGGGCUGAAGCAAAUACUCAAUCUUAGCUUCAACGAUCUACAGCCACAUCUCAGGACAUGUUUGCUGUACCUAAGCAUAUUUCCUGAGAACUCUGAGGUUGACACAGAGCGCCUCGUGAGGCGAUGGAUUGCUGAAGGAUUCAUAGCUGAAGGACGCAACAUAAGUGCUCAGGAAACAGCACUGGGCUACCUCAAUGAGCUCAUUGUCAGAAACUUGGUACAACCAUUGGAUCUGAACCAUGACGAUGCCCCAAGGCGUUGCAGAGUUCACCCAGUGAUACAUGAUUUCAUUGUUUGCAAGUCCAUGGAAGAGAACUUUGCCACUCUGAUGGAUUCUCAACAUGUCCCAAACAACGGCACCACUGUCCGCCGGCUCUCUUUGAAGAACAGUAGCAAGAAACAUCAACCUGCAGCACGAAAUGAGUCUACGGACUUAUCUCAUGCUCGCUCAAUCACCGUCUUUGGCCAUGCCAGUGCCGCGCCUAGCCUGAAUGAUCUAAAAGUGGUGCGUGUGCUGGAUCUAGAAGGAUGUGAUGGUCCAGUAUGCUUGGACGGCCUAUGCAAGCUGGUGCUGCUGAGGUACCUGAGCCUCAAAGGUACUGACGCCAGUGAGCUCCCGCCAGCAAUUGGGGAUCUAAGGUGUCUGGAGACACUUGAUGUGAGAUUCACAAAGGUGAAGGAGCUGCCUCCCAGUAUUGUCAGGCUGGAAAAGCUAAUGCAUUUGCUUGCUGGGAGUGCCAAGCUGCCUGGCGGCAUCGCUGAGAUGAAGGCCCUGCAGACACUGUCAUGCGGUGGUACCACAAAGGGCUCUGUGAAGUUCAUCGAAGGGAUCAGUAAACAAGAUAAAUUGAGGGAGCUGGAACUCUAUUUUGAUGCUACUGAAACGCAUGAGAAGCGAGUCAAGUUCCCUGCUUGUGGGUUCCGGAGUGUUAAAAAACUGUGCAUCCAGUGCAGCUCACCAUCGGUGACCUUUGAGCCCAAUGCACUGCCAGCUAUCCAAGUGCUUGAGCUCAGGUUCCAGAAAGGCCUUGCUGAUCAAUCGAGUGGCGUGUCUGGCAUAGAGCAUCUGUCGAGCCUGAAGCAUGUCCUCCUCGAGUUUGAGAAGCAUGAUGCGGGCGCCAUGGCGACUGUUGAUGCAGUGAGGAACUCUGCUCAGAGGGUCCUUCCAGAUCAAUAUAUCACUAUCAAGGUGGAUGGGAACUUGCGAGGAGCUACUAAUACGUUGCAGAGCAUUGAGUAAUUACAGUUCCAAGCAAGAGGUAAGCGACACGGUUUAAUCACACAUAGUGCAAGCCGUCUGCUCAUUUAAUUUCUAUGCAUUUCCUUCAACACAUGAUGCCUUCGUGGUUUACUGAAUUGUUGAGACUUGAGAGUGUUUUGAGUCUCGUGUACACACGUGCUUUACAUUUUCGAUUUAUCUGUGUCAUCAUUUGUUUAUCAAAAGUGUGAUGUUUUGCUGCUGUUUUUCCUUUGCUUUUGAUGAUGUAAUAAGCAAGAAAGGAUGUAGGCAUUACAUGAUGAAAAUUGCUAGAACAUUUUUCCUUAAAGGAUGUAUGCAUUGGAUGAUGAAAAUUGCUGGAACAUUUUUCCUUUUA